Molecule: messenger RNA, 1208 nt
Organism: Anopheles bellator
Lineage: Eukaryota; Metazoa; Arthropoda; Insecta; Diptera; Culicidae
Product: vacuole membrane protein 1-like
Exons: 5
Coding region: 81-1091 (336 amino acids)
Source: RefSeq, a predicted model, not a curated record
GUAAAAUCAUUAUUUACUGUAUAUAGUAAGAAAAGGCAAGUACGAAAAUUUGGAUAUUAAUAAAAAUAAUCGGUUUUACUAUGAAGAAAAAUAGCCAUGCCGGAUUGAGCAGUUUGAGUCCUAAUAGUUCUGUGCUAUCAGUAAAGAGUGAACACAGGAAAAUGGCCAAAGAAGUUAAAACCUUAGUUCUGUGGAAAUCACCUCUUAAAACCAUGAAGUACGCUAGCUUCGAAGUGCUAUUUCUUAUCAAAACAAAUCUCCAAAGGUUAAUGCACCAGCGUGUGUUGGUUAUUUUAUUGAUCAGCCUACUGUUGAGUAUUUUAGCAUUAGUCUGCACACCAGGCCAACAUCAUUUAAUUGAGGUGUUCAAAAACAAAGGAUUUUUCAUGUUCUACUGGAUGGGAUUAGGUGUAUUGUCAUCAGUUGGGCUAGGGACGGGACUACACACUUUUAUAUUGUAUCUCGGCCCUCACAUAGCAAGCGUUACUCUUGCUGCUUAUGAAUGCAGUUCGUUGAAUUUUCCCGAACCACCGUAUCCUAACGAAAUUCUUUGUCCAGAUAAUAGUAAUGGUGGAGAAAUGUUUCCUUCAUUAUGGUCCAUCAUGGCGAAGGUACGCUUUGAGUCAUUUUUGUGGGGUGCCGGAACAGCUCUGGGAGAAUUACCACCGUACUUUAUGGCAAAAGCGGCACGUCUUUCGGGUAACACAACAGAUGAACCGGAAAACAUUCAAGAAUUCGAGAAAUUACAAAAACGGAAGAAAAGAGGAGAAAAAUUGAACUUCUUCGAUAAAGGAAAAUUGUUGAUGGAAGAUAUCGUUGAAAGCGUGGGAUUUUUUGGAAUUCUACUGUGCGCUAGUAUUCCCAACCCGUUGUUCGAUCUGGCUGGUAUCACCUGUGGUCACUUCCUAGUACCGUUUUGGAAAUUUUUUGGAGCAACGCUUAUAGGCAAAGCUAUUGUCAAAAUGCACAUUCAAAAAGUUUUCGUUAUCAUUUCGUUUAACGAAAAUUUGGUGGACAAAUUUAUCCAGUUACUAUCCUUCAUCCCAGUCGUCGGAGAACGUUUACAAGUACCUUUUAAGGUGUUUUUUUGAGAAUCAAAAGCAACGGUUGCACCGGAAUACACAUAAGUUAGCAACUUCAUCGAGUGGAAAUCUACUAGCAAAUGUGUUUGAAUUUUUAGUUUUUGCCAUGAUUUGUUAUUUCGUCAU